CUUUGAGACACUGUCUUGUACCAGUUGUAGAACUAGCAUAUAUUGAUGGAUCUCCCAUGGGUGACGUCAGAACUUGGGAUCAACCACUUAUCUCUUAUCGCACGCGCUGGUUGAUAUCCUCUCAAGUACAUCCUAUUGCUUCUCAUACUGUUGUCCCUCCUUUACCUGACCAAAUGAAUUCGGCUGUUGUAUACUAAUGUACCGUCGCAUUAAUUUAACCUCUGACAGUGUCGCCCCACAGUGCGGGCACAAUAUCGAACAUAAUGGACCCCGCAUCACUACCACGCCUUUACACUCUCCCUAACGAGGUGUUCGUUCAAAUAUUCACACCAUUCUCCACUCGCGAUUUACUCCCCCUUACAACAGUCUCACGUCGGUUCCACGCCCUAAUCCUGCGAAUCCUCCACUACCGCCUCCUAGUUUCGGCCUCCCUCAAGGAGUACAAGCUCAUCCUCGAAUGCUUCCAUCCGGCGUCAAAACUCGUCGAGCCGCACGUCUUUUGCAAAUACCUUGGUACGGACGGCCUUAGCGACCAGUAUGAAGGUAAAGGGUCGCUCUACGAGGAUGUCGACGAAGCCCAACGGCUGGGCCGACUGAGCUCUCUGUACUCGCGUUUUCGCCCCGAAGCUACAGUGGAGGAGCAAAGUAUCGGGGUGAGACUACUCUCGUCAUGGGGAAUUGGCGGUGGAUCUCGGGAGGAUAACUUGCUGGUGACGCGCCCUAUCCAUUUGGAGGUUUUUGAGAACUUCUCCCAGCUGUGUAUUGUGGUGAACAUUGUGAAAGUGAUUCCGGGCAGUAGUCUUCUGCUCAGUGCCGUCACCGUGGAGGACGAGGUCGUGCGGUUGUUCCAAGACUGGCUACAAGAUGCUGUAAGACGGAGGGAACACCUGGAAAAUCACAACGAUCCGUAUUCAAGAGAAACGACAGAAGAAUCCGAUGCAGACAUUCGCAUGGAUGGUAGUCAGAUGCUCUGGGUUGAUCAAGCGCGCAAUGUUGGUCUGAAGGUUCGGGUGCGGGAAAAGAGAGAAGUCAGCGAAGCUGCUCCGAUUCUUGUUCAUCGCGACGAAGAGCCAGCAACCAGUUUUGAACUUGCUAUUGAAGAGCUCCAUGUUAGGACCACUCGGCUCCUAACGACUAUGGAAAAGUCUCUUGAAGAGCAGCAGAAUCAUUCCAAGGCAAUGAUUUUUACUCCGAGUUUAGGAUAAUCACUGCUCUAGACAUUUAUUUGAUAAUGGUUAUAGCACGUGUGAUGAUAUACACACACCUCUAGCCGACAAUUCAGAGUCCUGAAGUGAUGAUUCUGUGUGGUCUCCGCUAGAUAGUCUUACAAUCUACCGGUAACAGAUGGCUUCUGCUCAGAGUUACCCAGUUACUCAGUAGUAUGCUGGUCCCAGACAACAAAUAAGACUAUGUUGUUGAAGUAGCAGGCACACUUUAGCAUCAGAACCAGGCUAUUUUUUCGUCCCCCGAUCACCUCUGUCGAUGUCUACACUUGAGGAGGACGCUUAAAUUCGAUAAGACAAUUGCAUAUGAC
Molecule: messenger RNA, 1534 nt
Organism: Aspergillus candidus
Lineage: Eukaryota; Fungi; Ascomycota; Eurotiomycetes; Eurotiales; Aspergillaceae
Product: F-box protein
Exons: 4
Coding region: 264-1205 (313 amino acids)
Molecular function (GO): protein binding
Source: RefSeq, a predicted model, not a curated record